AUGGCCGGCGACGUAGCAACAUCGGCAAAAGACAACGGCGACAACGUCGUUGAUUACAACUCACCAUAUUACCUGCACCCUUCCGAUUACCCUAGACAAAUGCAAGUCAAUGAUGCAUUGUCAGACAAAAAUUAUGCGGAUUGGGUACUGGAGAUGGAGAAUUUGUUAUUCGCAAAAAAUAAGAUCGGUUUCAUCGACGGGUCAAUUGAAAAGCCAGAAAAGACAUCCAAGGAUUACAUGCCAUGGAUGAGAGUGGAUGCGAUGAUAAAGGGGUGGCUCACCACCGCCAUGGAAAAAGAAAUAAGAGGCAACGUGAAAUACGCAAACACCGCUGCUGAGAUGUGGAUCGAUCUUCGUGAACGAUUUGGGAAAGAGAGCGCACCGAGGGCAUACGAACUAAAAAACAAGAUCGCUGUCACACACCAAGACGACGCCACCGUUUCGGCUUACUACACAAAGCUUCGAUCAUUAUGGGAUGAAAUCCAGUCGGUGUUCCCCAUCCCACAGUGCACGUGUAAUGGGUGUACGUGUGACAUCGGUAAGCGGCUUGUUGCACAUAAAAAAAAGAGACUGUACGAGUUUCUUAUGGGUCUCGACAACGGGUUCAGAGUUAUCAAAACCCAAAUCCUUGCCACCCAACCAACUCCGGGUCUCGGGACAGCCUAUCAUCUUGUUGCAGAAGAUGAACGACAAAAGCUGAUAACCGAAGAUAAGAAGCCUACUGUGGAAGCCGCCGCCUUUAAGGCUUUUGUUCCUCCAAAACGUGACAACUUUUCUCCUCACAACAGAAAACAAAGACCUAUUCGAAAACAACAAAACAAGAAGAAGAGGUACAACACUGCACUAAUUGUAAUCGGGAUGGACAUAAUCGAGAAGAUUGCUUCAAAUGGAUUGGUUACCCUGAGUGGUGGCUAG
This is a messenger RNA of Cynara cardunculus var. scolymus (artichoke), 915 nucleotides long. RefSeq lists its product as uncharacterized. The record is from RefSeq and is a predicted model, not a curated record. NCBI's taxonomy places the organism in Eukaryota, Viridiplantae, Streptophyta, Magnoliopsida, Asterales, Asteraceae. The transcript has a single exon. The coding region runs from base 1 to 915 and encodes 304 amino acids.